Pocillopora damicornis (cauliflower coral) is the source of this 1139-nucleotide messenger RNA. RefSeq names its product 3-ketodihydrosphingosine reductase. Gene Ontology annotation, biological process: sphingolipid biosynthetic process. Gene Ontology annotation, molecular function: 3-dehydrosphinganine reductase activity. NCBI's taxonomy places the organism in Eukaryota, Metazoa, Cnidaria, Anthozoa, Scleractinia, Pocilloporidae. The record is from RefSeq and is a predicted model, not a curated record. Gene Ontology annotation, cellular component: endoplasmic reticulum membrane.
AGGCAUUUGGAUGAAAAGACAACAGAGAUGUUGGAGUGGGUCAUUAUUGCAACUCUCGCCUGUGUAUCGAGUCUUUUUCUCAUUGAAAUUUUGAAUACGAAGAAAACUGAAAUUAACGGAGCUCAUGCUGUGGUUACUGGUGGGUCAAGUGGUAUUGGAAAGGCUUUAGCGAUAAAACUGGCCAAAUGUGGAGCCAACGUGACAAUUAUCGCUCGAAAUAUGAGUAGACUAGAGGAAACAUUAAAAGAAGUGAAGAAACAUCUAGCUCCAGAGAGGAAGGUCUUAGCUUUGUCUGUAGAUCUUACUACUAAUGCAGAAGAUGUAGAGAAUACUUUAGAUCAGGCAUCUGAAGCCUUAGGCCCAAUAGACAUUCUUAUCAACUGCGCUGGCUUUGCAGUCUGUGGCUUGUUUGAAGAAACUUCAAUUGAGGAUUUUAAGGCAAUGAUAAACACUAACUAUUUGGCUAGUGUGUUCACAAGUCAUGCUGUCAUAAAAAGGAUGAAGCAGCGGAGAAAAGGUCACCUUGUGUUUGUAUCGUCAAUAGGAGGGCAGUUUGGUAUAUUUGGAUUUACAGCUUAUUCACCUUCAAAGUUUGCAGUUAGGGGUUUUGCAGAAACAUUGUUCAUGGAGGUGAAGCCUUAUGAUAUUGCUGUCUCUGUGGCUUUUCCACCAGACACAGACACACCAGGAUUUGAAAAUGAGAAUAAAAACAAGCCUGAAGAAACCCAUCUAAUAAGUAGCUCAGGAGGUCUUUUUACUCCAGAACAAGUUGCAAGUAACAUAGUUGUAGGGAUCAAGGACAGACGAUUCAUGAUAUCAUGUGGCUUUGAUGGAUACGUAGUGAGCACGUUGACAGCAGGUUUGGCUCCGAUCUCAUCGUUAAUGGAGCUACUAACACAAGUUAUUCUGAUGGGACCACUCAGAUUUGUGCUGGCAUUCUAUCUGUAUUAUUAUGAUCGUAUUGUGUUUAAAGGGAUGCAAAAGAGAGAACAAAGCAAAAAGACAGAGUAGAGGCGAGACCUUACCCUGUCACUGGUCAAAGUAAAUGCAUAUUUGAAAUACCGGCCGAUAGCAGCAUACCAGCUCAAGUGAGUGGAGGCGUUUUCCAGGGUCGGCUGAAGACGCCAUGGAACGAGAAC